Closterium sp. Yama58-4 is the source of this 2175-nucleotide messenger RNA. The record is from the annotation of a GenBank genome assembly. NCBI's taxonomy places the organism in Eukaryota, Viridiplantae, Streptophyta, Zygnematophyceae, Desmidiales, Closteriaceae.
AUGUUCACUCUAAAAGUCCACGCUGACGUGGACGCAAACACCCAGACCAGUACCGGAGCCGCCGUCAGCUCUUACAGUGACGCGGUUCGUCGUUCUAUUAACGGGGCCACGCUUAACGCCAGUAGUAGCACCUCGCCGGCGUCAGAUGCGGAGACGCUGACACCUGGCCAACGGCCAGGCGAACUCGAAGGUGAAAUUCGCGAAGCUGAGGACCCCGGGGCGGGUGACAACGCGCGAGGUGACAAUAACGAGUGCAUCCCGUUCUCGUCCGGCAAUCCCAAGGUGGAAUCGACGCGCGGCGUGAUUCACCUCUACCGGAACACCGCGGAAAGCCCCGGCUCGCUGCAAAACCUGCCGCCCGACAGGGGUGUGGAGCUGUGUGUACUAGCAGUGCCAACGUACAUGACAGGUGCUGACUUCUGCCAGUUCACUGGCGCACUGCUUGGGGCCAUCGAGAGCAUGCGCAUCGUCAGAGCAGGCGCCAUGUCUAUUGCUGAUGUGGUUACCACAUGGGGUGUUGGUGCUAUGGAGCGCUACAUGGUGCUGAUGCGAAUGAAGUCCCAAGAGGCAGCAGAUGGCUUCUUCCGGCAGUUCAACAACAAACCAUUCUCCUCCAUGGAGGUGCGCCUACUCUCCCCCUCGCUCUCCUCCAUGGAGGUGCUGGUGACGGGGUCGCAGGAGGAGGCAGCCACGCCCCCUGCCGGCCUCACGGAGCUGCCCUCCUGCCCCGUCUGCCUUGAGCGGCUGGAUCGGCACAUCAGUGGCGUCCUCACCACCGUGUGCAACCACUCCUUCCACUCCUCCUGCAUCUCCAAGUGGACCGACUCCUCCUGCCCUGUGCGUGCUCCUCCUGCCCUGUGCGUGCUCCUCCUGCCCUGUGCGUGCUCCUCCUGCCCUGUGCGUGCUCUUCCUGCCCUGUGCGUGCUCCUCCUGCCCUGUGCGUGCUCCUCCUGCCCUGUGCGUGCUCCUCCUGCCCUGUGCGUGCUCCUCCUGCCCUGUGCGUGCUCCUCCUGCCCUGUGCGUGCUCCUCCUGCCCUGUGCGUGCUCCUCCUGCCCUGUGCGUGCUCCUCCUGCCCUGUGCGUGCUCCUCCUGCCCUGUGCGUGCUCCUCCUGCCCUGUGCGUGCUCCUCCUGCCCUGUGCGUGCUCCUCCUGCCCUGUGCGUGCUCCUCCUGCCCUGUGCGUGCUCCUCCUGCCCUGUGCGUGCUCCUCCUGCCCUGUACCAAGGGGGCCACGCGGAGUCGCACUUCCGCGCCUCGCAGCACUGCUACUCGCUGGAGGUGGCGUCGCAGCGCGUGUGGGACUAUGUGGGCGACGCCUUCGUGCACCGCCUCGUGCUCUCCAAGACCGACGGCAAACUCGUUGAGCUCCCCGCCCCUGGGGACCUGGGCGCUGGGGGACGGGGCGGAGGGGCAGGGGGAGGCGAAGGGGGAGGGGGAGGAGGUGGGGGAGAUGGGGGAGAUGGGCGUGGGGGAGGGCUGGGCGGGGCGGGUGGUGCUAGGGAGGGGAAUGGUGGAGGGGGGAAAGAGAAAGGGGGGAGUGGCGGAGUGGGGAGUGCGGGGAGAGGGGGAGGGGGGGAGGAGGGGCAGUGUGAAGUGGGGCCCGGGGGCAGCUGCAGCAACCAGCACCAUCGCCACGGGGGAGAUGAGGAAUUCGCCCAGGCAGUCAUGAACAGUAAACUAGAAUCGGUGGCCUAUGAGUACACUCACCUGCUCACCACGCAGUUGGACUCACAACGACUGUACUUUGAGGGGCUGUUAGCAGCAGCCAAGGCCGAGAGGGACGAGGCGGUGGCGGCAGCAGAGGCUGCGAGGGAGAGUGUGAAGGUGCAGAAGCUGCAGUCGCGAUUGGAGCGCGCCGAGCAGGAAAAGGAGUUUCUGAGGCAGGUGAACGACUCGCUGAUCAAGAACCAGAAGCAGUGGCAGGAGCGGUUCAAGCAGCAGGAGGAGAGGGAGAAGGCAGCAGUGGCUGCACGGGAUGACAAGAUCAAAGACCUGGAGGAGCAGGUGCGGGAUCUGAUGGUGUUCAUAGAGGCACAGAAGAUCGUGGAGCGCGAGGGGGGAGCAGGAACAGCAGAGGGCAUCAGGGAGGGCACUGUCGUGGCUGUGGGUGGGACGCCUGGUGGUGGGGAGAAAGGGGCAGGCAGGGCGAGGGGGCGGCAUGGGAAGAGGCGAUGA